Silurus meridionalis is the source of this 3009-nucleotide messenger RNA. It is a transcript of the gene smg8, whose product is annotated as SMG8 nonsense mediated mRNA decay factor. The transcript has 4 exons. NCBI's taxonomy places the organism in Eukaryota, Metazoa, Chordata, Actinopteri, Siluriformes, Siluridae. Gene Ontology annotation, biological process: nuclear-transcribed mRNA catabolic process, nonsense-mediated decay. The coding region runs from base 70 to 2817 and encodes 915 amino acids. The record is from RefSeq and is a predicted model, not a curated record.
CACGGUUACUUUUAUUUGACGGUAGCGGAAGUCUGCCUAUUCUAAUGUAUCAACCUGAGGCUGGCAGUAAUGGCGCUGCCUGUGAAUAUCAGCGUACUUCUGCAGUCAGACAUAAUAGAAGAUUCUCUCUACAAAGAUGAAGGCGUAUGUAUAUUGGGUAUAUUUGGAAAAAGUGCCGUGCAAACAGGAUGUGUCAAGGAGUCUCUUAUAAACAUCUUGUCAGACAAGCAUGUCUUUACCCUAUAUGGGACAGGGCAGUCGGACAAUCUUGAAGAACGUAGCUCUAUCAAGGCAUAUUAUAACCAGGAGAACCGUGUGUUGUAUUUGGUACUGACAUCCAUUUUCGAUAACCGACAACUUCUCCGGGCGUGUGAGUCUUUAACUUCGGGUAUAGGUCACGCCGAAGCGCAUGAAUUUUGGAAAGGAGCAGAGAAGGAGCACUGCUUUCAGCUGCUCUAUCUUUUCUCUUUAUGCCACAUUUUGCUGUUGGUUCAUCCUACCUGCUCGUUCGACGUGACAUAUGAUCGGCUGUUCCGCGCCUUGGACGCACUGCGCCAGAAAACUUUACCUUUACUUCGUGGUGCCAUAAAGGAUUGCCCAGUGUCAAAGGAAUGGAAGUUGAACUGCCGGCCCAGUCCUCCUCGUCUUCUGUUUGUGUUCCAGAUGAACGGAGCACUGAGGGUCAGUGCAUCUGGACUUGCUGCAAAUGGCAAUGAUGGUACAGGAGUAGACAAGCCUAAGAAACACUCUCCGAGGAGGCGUCUACAACAUGCAUUAGAAGAUCAGAUCUACCGAAUAUUCCGCAAGAGCAGAGUUCUCACCAACCAAAGCAGCAACUGUUUGUUCACCGUGCCUGCAAAUCAAGCAUUUGUGUAUGUUGUUCCUGGACCAGAAGAAGACCCGAUUGGUUCCCUGCUUGAGCAGUUGCGGGCAAACUGUGUGCUUCGUGAGUGUGACCCUGGUACAACUGCCCCUGGGCAAAGGCGAUACCAACAGAUGCGCUACUCUAACAGGCAUUCCUCAUCUAAUAUGGAGAAUAGUGGUCUCACUUCAUCAGUAGGUCAGUUAGUGGACUGUACUCUGAAGGAGUUUCUUUGGCAGCAUGUAGAACUUGUGCUGAGCAAGAAAGGUUUUGAUGACAGCGUGGGCCGUAACCCACAGCCAUCUCACUUCGAGUUACCCACCUACUCCAAGUGGACUUGUGUCGCAUCCAAGUUGUAUCAAGUAUUGAUAGAGAACAGCGAAGACGACUUAGCAGAACUUUUCCUUAAAGUCCAAAGUCAGCUCAAGGUUCUCGAAAGUGUCCUGGAUGCAGAUGCAAAAUUCUCAGAAAACAGGUGUCAAAAAGCAUUGCCACUAGCUCACAGUGCAUAUCAAUCCAACCUGCCACACAACUAUACCACUACAGUGCAUAAGAACCAGCUAGCUCAGGCGCUGCGGGUCUACAGUCAGCAUGCCAGGGGAGUAGCCUUCCAGCGCUAUGCCUUACAACUCCAUGAGGAUUGUUACAAAUUCUGGAGUAAUGGACACCAACUGUGUGAGGAGCGAAGCCUCACUGAUCAGCACUGUGUGCACAAGUUUCACUUAUUGCCUAAACCAGGAGAGAAACCUGAGGUGGAUCACAACCCCCCUAUUCUUUAUCACAACAGCAGAGGGCGCUCAACAAGUUCCUGUAAUUGCGGCAGAAAGCAAGCACCUCGAGAAGACCCAUUUGACAUCCAGACUGCUAACUACGACUUCUAUUUAAUGCUUGAGGAAAAGUGUUGUAGCAAAGUGGAGAGGAUAAACUUCCCAGUAUUCCAGGCAAGCACUUCAGACCCAGCACCAGCCUGUGACGAUGCAACCAGACCACAAGAAGUGUCAGCAUCUGAUGUUGAACAUAUCAAGGAAAAAGAGAAUGUGACACACACUCCUGGGGAUAGCACAAGUCUAAGCCUUGCUCUAAGCCUUGGCCAAUCCACUGACAGCCUGGGUGCUUAUGCUGAUGGAGCAGAAGGCCAUGAGAAGAGGCAGAGUGUUGACAGGCAGGCCUCCACUGUGGAGUAUCUACCUGGCAUGCUCCACUCUGGGUGUCCUAAAGGGCUUCUUCCUAAAUUCUCCAGUUGGUCACUGGUCAAACUUGGGCCUGCUAAGUCUUAUAACACCCUUGCUGGUUUAGAGCAACCAGGUUUCCUGCCUGGCUCAGCAUUUCUGCUGCCAUGGGACUUGGUGGUCCGAAGUCGCUCAGAGGAUGAUGCUAGCUCCACGGAACUUGAUGGUGGAGCCUCGUCAUGGCCAGCUCCCAAUAAAGUGCCUGCAGGGAAACGUGGCUCUAUAGGAAUCGGACGUGGCCGAAGGCGUGAUGAUGUCUCGCGUGUGUAUGUGGGCUUUGAGUAUGAGGACAGCAGGGGUCGCCGUUUUCUCAGCUCUGGUCCAGACAAAGUAGUAAAGGUUCUUGGGCAGGGAGGGCCUAAAGAGCCAGCAACUCGAGCCCUGAACUCAGACAUGCCCUUGUACAUUCCAUCUCCUGCCCAGGGUAGAGGAAUCAAGCCUCACUAUGCUCAGCUGGCUCGCCUCUUUGUUGUGGUUCCUGAUGGGCCUAUUGAGAUUGUGCUAAACCCACAGGUUCAACCAGGCCCCCCUCCUUGUCCCAUUUUCCAUCCUGAGCAGCCAGAGGUUGUGCUGCCCCCUGAUGGACUGUGGGUGCUACGAUUUCCCUAUGCCUACGUGACAGACAGUGGACCAUGCUAUCCACCAAAAGAGAAUCAACCACUGGCUAGCUUUCGUGUCCUAAAGGGCAUUUUGCGUGCCAAUACUGCUUAUUCUACAGCUCAGUGAUAGCGUUUAAAUGUGAGAUCGGUUUCAUAGCAAGGCUGUAAAGCUUUUAUUUAUGUUCUGGCAUUUCAUGCUCCGUUGUAGGAAUUUGUUUAUUAAAAGCAGUUUCAGAAAUGCCAGCUGUUCAGAAUAAAAGUUAUAAAAGUUGUAAGUUGUAAUUGUUUCAAUAAAUGUAAACUCUUAUGAACUGUUUUA